Molecule: messenger RNA, 3412 nt
Organism: Caretta caretta (loggerhead turtle)
Lineage: Eukaryota; Metazoa; Chordata; Testudines; Cheloniidae
Gene: KLF15
Product: KLF transcription factor 15
Biological process (GO): regulation of transcription by RNA polymerase II
Molecular function (GO): RNA polymerase II cis-regulatory region sequence-specific DNA binding; DNA-binding transcription factor activity, RNA polymerase II-specific
Source: RefSeq, a predicted model, not a curated record
UGGCAGUCAUGUGACGGGGAUAUAGUACUACACUAGCGGAGCUAAAGGACACAUCAGCGGCCCGGCCAGCGCCGCUGCAAAUCGGGACCCUGCCUCUAGGCAGUUUUCAGGGACAACAUUUAACAAGCGGCCAGGCCCCCUCCCUAGGAGCGCUGUGGGGUUUGGUGCUUGCUGGGGGUGUCGCGCUGGUUCUGAAUGCCACGAGGAGCUGCUGCCCGCUGGGAUCUUGCUUGUCUUUGAUUUGGGGUGUUGUUGUUUUUUGGGGUUUUUUUUUUUUUUUUUUUGGUGUGUGUGUCUGUCCAGAAAAGUUCAGGCUUUCGCUUGAGCUUUCACUGUGUGGUAUAUGCUGGUGGGAUAUCCGUAACAGAUUAUCCAGGAAUGGUGGAUCACUUGCUUCCGGCUGAUGAAUAUUUUUCAUCCACAAGGUCCCCUGUUGGAUACUUUGGGGACAUGAUGGCCGGUGGGAGGUCAUACCAGAUGCUGCCCUCACCGGUGUCAGAAGAUGACAGCGAUUCUUCAAGCUUUUGCUCUUGUUCCAGCCCCGAUUCCCAGGUUCUCAGCUCUAGCUAUGGAAGCACAUCUAGCGCUGAAAGUCAAGAUAGCAUUUUAGACUAUUUACUGUCCCAGGCUUCCUUGGGGAACACCCCUGCCUCUUGGUGGGACAAAAGGAGACUUCAACCAGUAGUGAAAGAGGAGUAUUUCAGAUUGCCUGAGUUCACAGUGGAUAUGGAAGAUUCUGGACCAUUUCAGCCCACACUUGAGGAGAUUGAGGAGUUUCUGGAAGAAAACAUGGAGUUGGAUCUCAAGGAAGGGCCUAAAAGUGAGACCAAGGACUUGAGAGCUUGCAGCCAAGUUUCUGUUGCUUCAGUCCAGCAAAAAGACCAUCUGGCACCUAGCGUUAAUUUAAAAGAAAGUAAAAGCGAACAAUCAAGUAGCUCAACAGAAGGUAGCGAUGUUUCAAAUGGAGCACUGUCCCUGGAGGGAGGGAUACCUGUCAUGCUCCAAAUUCAGCCUGUACAGAUCAAACAAGAGUCAAAUACAAGCCCUAGUUCACAAGGACCAGCACAAGAGAAUAUUAAAAUUGCACAGCUCCUAGUCAACAUUCAAGGACAGACAUUUGCACUUGUGCCGCAGAUUGUUCAGUCAUCCAAUUUGAACUUGUCUUCUAAAUUUGUCCGCAUAGCUCCAGUCCCUAUUGCUGCAAAGCCUAUUGGGCCAGGAGGCAUGAUCCAGGGUCAAACGGGGAUCAUCGUGGGCCAGAAAUUUCAAAAGAACCCUGCGGCAGAACUCAUUAAAAUGCACAAAUGUUCUUUCCCUGGCUGUACCAAGAUGUACACUAAAAGCAGCCAUUUGAAAGCACACCUGAGGAGACACACAGGAGAAAAACCUUUUGCAUGCACGUGGCCCGGUUGUGGAUGGAGGUUCUCCAGAUCAGAUGAGCUCUCCCGGCACAGACGCUCCCACUCUGGAGUGAAACCUUACCAGUGUCCUGUCUGCGAGAAGAAAUUUGCUCGAAGUGACCACUUAUCCAAACACGUGAAGGUGCACCGGUUCCCUAGAAGCAACCGCUCUGUGCGCUCCGUGAACUGAUUGGUCCCACCUACCCCUUGCCACCUGUCCGUCCUGGAACAGCCGACAACAGCACUUUGCUCACUAUAUUUCUUGUGAUAAUUUAUUUGUCUCCAUAGAACGGUCAGCGCUGUUACUUCACACUACCACCUCUGAAUGUUUUGUGUCCUGCCAACAUGAUUUGAGAACGAAGUUCUUUUGGGGGAGGGUGGGGUGGGUUUUUUAUUAAUAUUAUUAUUUUAUUUUAUUUUCCUUUCCUUCUAUCUUUCCCUUUGCUGCUGCUUCUUUUUGGAAAUUACAGUGUUUUAUUUUUAGCUGUUUUCUGCUGCACAAGGCAAAUUUAUGGGCUACUUGCUGCUAGUUAAUUAUAGUCCUGGCAUUCCUGAGGGCUUUGCUCAUGUACAGAGCCAUUCAUUGUGAGUUUUUAUUAAGCUGGUCUAUUUGUCCAGUUUGGAAACAGUAAAUUCCUUUUGAAAUGAAAACAGCUCCUUUGUUUUUGAGUCGCCUGAGCCAAGGAUUUGGGGGGGUAGGCAAAAGGAGGAGGAGGAGGAACAGUUGAGAGAUGGGGAGUAGUGGGAUUGGAAUUUGGGCCUCUGAUUUCUCCAACACACCAUCCUUCAGUGGUCCUUGCCGUUCAUAACUUGGUCAGCAAAUCUCGUGCACCCGGAAACUGGAUCUGACAAUGUCCUUAAAACAAAAAACCCAAACGCUCGGCCCAGAUUCAAUGGGCUGGAAUGAAGGCCUUUCAUUAUGGAUCCGUGUAAACUGCCUGCAUGCCUUCCAUCUUACGUGGUCAAUGUGUUGAGCGUGGGGGAGAUGCCCACAUAUUUAAGGAACCAGUGAUUACACCUUGGCUCUGGCUGAAACUGUCCUCUUCAUUAUCAGGAGUGUUGUCUAGUGGUUAGAGCAGGGGAGCCUGGAUGUCAGGACUCCUAGUUUCUAUCCCUGGCUCUGCUGUUGUCUCACGGUGUGACACUGGGCAAGCACCAAUCCUGAAAGGUGCUGGGUGGGCAUCUUUAACUCCCCCUGACUUCAGCAGAUGCCUGCAGGCUUGGGCCCUGAAUCUCUUCAUAGCUUGGUUCCCCCAUCUGUACAAUCAGGAUAAUAAUACUUAUAUCCCGCCCAGGAGAGAUUGUGAGGCGUAAUUAAUGUUUGUAAAAGCACUUUGAGAGCCUUAGCUGACAGGGAUCUUUAAGUGCAAAGCAUUAUUUUAUUAUUAACAGCCAUGUCAGAGUGCCACACAGCUGGGGUGAGUGAAUGGGUGGGAACAGUAGAAACAAGUACAUAUGGUCGCUACCUAAGUGGCUAAGAAGGGAAUUUUAAACAAUAAUCAGACGUUAUCAUAACAAUAUUAUGUUUGUGUUUCUUUUUUUGUUUUUAUUUUUUAACUCUGCGAAUUGUAGGACUCUUUAGAAUACAGUAGAAUUCAAAAAUCAGAGAUGAUAUAUAAAGGAUAUUGCAUUUCCUUUCCACUCACAGAUGGCAUCUGCCUGUCUUCUUGUCAGCCAAAUGGGAAAUAAAACACUGCAAUUCUCACAUUAGUAGGUAGGAGUGGAGAACAUACUGUAUGUAAGAACAGUAGAGCUAAAACUACCUUAUUUUAGGAAUGCAUUCCUUUUGCCCUCUAGAAAUUAAUAUAAAUGAACUAUCUUUUGUUGACUGGUUUAUCUCACAUCCUAUGAAUGUAUGUAAAUAAAACUGUACAUAGAUGCAUAUCUAUAUAAAAUAUCUUUUAAUAACAUAUCAAAAUUUGUGUAAAUUGGAAACAAAAAUAUCUAUAAUGCCAGUGUACAUAAGUUACAAUUCUGUAUAUUUUCUUUUGUUCUUCAUAAAAUAUAUUUAC